This is a messenger RNA of Octopus bimaculoides (California two-spot octopus), 845 nucleotides long. RefSeq lists its product as uncharacterized. The record is from RefSeq and is a predicted model, not a curated record. Lineage: Eukaryota; Metazoa; Mollusca; Cephalopoda; Octopoda; Octopodidae.
AAGCAGUAGGCACGAUCGUAGAAAAGAAUAUUAAAGAAGAAGUCGCACAAGCCUUGUUCAUUUCCAUAGAAGUGGAUGAAACGACUGAUAUUUCAUGUACAGCUCAGUGUUUUACAGUAUUGAGAUACGUGUUAGACUCUGAUAUCAAAGAAGUCUUUAUAGGAUUUGAUAUUCUUAAGGAUAGAACUGUUGGAGGUGUAAAAGAGCGUGUAUUUAAUGAUUUGGAUAAAUACGACUGUUGUGAGAAACUUGUAGCACAGAAUUACGAUGGAGCCAUAGUGAUGGCAUCCAAUUUAAAUGGUGUUCAAGUUAAAGUGCGAGAAAAGGCAUCAGCAGCUUUCUUUACUCACUGCUAUGCUCAUAAGUUAAAUCUUGUUCUCAGUCGGCAGAAUUCAUACCUGAAUGUACAAGCUUUUUCAAGACCAGUGAGGUACUUGCCUCAUUUUAUCAUCACCCUACAAAACGAAACGCAACGUCUUGGUGAUCUAGUGAGAAAACGCAUUCCAAAGGCAGCACCAACGAGAUGUAGUUCGAAUUCAAAACUAAUCCAGACUAUUUUACAAUACCAUGGUGACCUUUGCAAACUCUUCGACAGUAUGAACAAUAAUCCUUCGUUGUGGGAUCCAGAUACUUUAGUGAGAAGCAACGGGUUUUAUGAGUGGCUAACAAAAGACUCAACAUACUUUUUUCUGAUAGUUUAUAAUGAAAUUUUCAUUAAAACUGGCACUCUUUUUAAUGUCCUACAAACCAAAAUGAUAGACAUUUCAUUCUGCAUUGAGAGUAUUAAUGGAACAAUGAAUUUACUUGAGAGUGCAAAGGUCGUUUUCUGCUUUGAAAAGAAUUAA